AUGCCUCGACCGGAUCGAGGCCGUGUCUAUCUUGCAAUCUUCGUCGCAAUUUUCCUCUACCUUGUUUUGCCUCAAAGUCUUGGUCGGUUUCGUAUUCCAUUGAAAUCUUUACAUUGGAAACAGAAGUCACACCUCGCCAGAUUCAAGUCACCCCCACCCAAUUGCACCGAAUGGCUGCAAUCCAGCCCAUCGAACAUAAUCUACUCCCAGGCCCCAGAAAAUGAUGCUACACCGUCACAGGCUUCGUGGUUAAUCGACUGCCUGAACACUGCUCAAGCACAGAAGACUAGAGAAAGCAUAAGUCACAUACAACUUGACCUAGAGUCUCCCACUCUGGAUGAGUCCGAUAUAGAUCCAUUACUCGAGCUCUGCAGUAUUUUACCAAACCUCGAAACAGUCAGCUGGCCUCAUGAUCAUUGUGAGGACCAGGGUGUAUACGACCUCAUGCGCCUCGCAAGAGAGGCAGGCGCGGCUUGGACAGUGACCAUGAACUACGACCCCGUGGAUCCAGCGAGGCUAGAAUGCAAAUCCGACGAUAUCACCGCAUCCAUCAGCCACGGUACUGGUCCCGGCCCUAGCGUCGUUGAUAUCUACAAAAAGCUGAAGACUUGUCCCAAUAUCAAAUCACUCGAUCUUUCCAUAGAGCAAGGUGGCUGCGUACUCAGUAACGAAGAUUUACGUGCCUUCCCCCUUCAUCCCGGCGACAAAUUCAUCAACCUCACUCACCUCACAAUCCUCGGCUACGAUUGGGCCAACUCAGAACCCCAAUCCUGGUUCUCGCCCAAAUCCCUGCAGACCAGCGCCGAAAACUGGAAAUCAGCCAUGGACUGGACCCAGCUGCAUCAUCUCUCGAUCGAUCUACCUCCCAAGCACUUCCUCGAUAUAUUCACCAACCACAUCCGCAACCUGACCACCCUCUCCCUACUCCCCCAGCGCGGCUUCUGGGGAGACGAGGAAACCCUCUGCGGCAACGCCCAAUCCACCCUUGAUAUCCGAGACGCCUACACCGAGUUCAUAACCACUCAGCCACCCCUCGAAUCCCUCAGCAUCCACGGAACAGGCGCCCAUCUCGACCUCCAUACAAUCCUCGCCCAGCACGGCAGCACCCUGCAGUCCCUCACCCUCCACGAAUUCGAAAACGACUGCCCAGACGCCCCCACCCAUCCCAACGAUACUUUCCCAACCGGCCGGCCCACGCUCACGCCCGCCCAGAUCUCCACCCUGUCCGAUCUAGCACCGCAACUUAGACACUGCCUUGUCAUUCCUUCCGCGCGCGAAAAACACUGCCGCGUCCCCGCCCUCGCUACCCCUGCUCUAAACACAACAUCCGCACAUCAUAUCUUCCAUAGUCUGCGCGAGAUGAGGGCAAAGAAGGGCGGGGAGCCGUUGACAUAUCUGAGGCUAGAAGCGGGAGACUACGACAGAACAGAGGGGGAGGACUGA
Molecule: messenger RNA, 1443 nt
Organism: Bacidia gigantensis
Lineage: Eukaryota; Fungi; Ascomycota; Lecanoromycetes; Lecanorales; Ramalinaceae
Exons: 3
Coding region: 1-1443 (480 amino acids)
Source: RefSeq, a predicted model, not a curated record